Molecule: messenger RNA, 2676 nt
Organism: Seminavis robusta
Lineage: Eukaryota; Bacillariophyta; Bacillariophyceae; Naviculales; Naviculaceae
Source: the annotation of a GenBank genome assembly
AUGGACUCACCAGAAGAUCUCAUUAAACGGUUGACACUGGACGAAAAGAUAUCACUGCUUUCGGGAAAGUCUAUGUGGUCCCUGCAGAACAUUGAAAGAGUUGGAGUGCCUUCUAUUCGUGUCUCUGAUGGCCCUCAGGGUCUUCGGAAAUGCGUUACAGAGCUCACUGCCAUGGAAUCAUAUCCAGCCACAUGCUUCCCCACAAGCUCUGCGUUGGCAUGUAGUUGGAAUCGGAGCUUGGCGGAACAGGUCGGCCGGGCCAUUUCCAAGGAAUGUCGGCAACAAGGUGUUCAUGUUCUAUUGGGACCUGGUUUGAAUUUGAAGAGACAUCCCUGUGGAGGACGCAAUUUUGAAUACUUUUCUGAAGACCCUGUUGUUAGUGGACACAUGGCUGCCGCCAUGGUCAAGGGAAUCCAGAGCAGUGGCCAUGUGGGUGCAUGCAUUAAACAUGUCUGUGCCAAUAAUCAAGAAUCAUGGAGAUUCCGGGUCAAUUCUUUGGUGGAUGAGCGGACCCUCAGAGAAUUGUACCUCAGCGGAUUUGAGUAUGUUAUUAAGAAUGCCCAUCCAUGGACUCUCAUGACUGCAUACAAUCAGCUGAAUGGCAUCUAUUGCAGUGAGAAUGAUUAUCUGUUUCAAAACGUUGUUCGAAGUGAGUGGGGCUACCAAGGCCAUGUCCUCACAGAUUGGGGAGCGACCAAUAGCAGGGUUGCAGGUAUUGAUGCAGGUGUGGAUUUGGAAAUGCCAGGAUCCUUUGGCAUCCACAACACUCUCAUCAAGGACGCUUUGAAGGCUGGGACUCUGUCGCAGGGUAGAUUUGAUGAGGCUGUGCUGAGGAAUCUUCAGCUCAUUCACCGAGCGGUCAAUGGAAUGCAAAAUGGCGACAACAGGGGAGACAACCAGCUUCCCAGUUCCCAAGAACAGCUAUACUCCGAACAUCAUGAAAUUGCAUACAAAGCAGCACUUGACUGUGUAGUCUUGUUGCAAAACAAUGACAAUAUACUUCCCCUUGCAUCCAAGCAACAUCAAUCAUCAUCAGGAACCAAGGUAACUCUGAUUGGUGAUUUUUGUCAAUUUCCUCGAUAUCAAGGCAUGGGAAGCUCCAAAGUAAACUCAACCAAAGAAGACACUGUUUUAGAACACAUUGGACAGCACACUGAUCAGUAUGUCUUCUCUCGUGGAUACUACAACUCAGAUGAUGAAAGUGACAGAGCUGACAACAGCCACAAGCAGAGAAAACUGUUGAUUGAGCAAGCAGUAAAUGAUUCCAAGGAUGCAGAAGCAAUCAUCAUUGUGGCUGGUGUGCCAGAAAGCCAUGAAUCAGAAGGAUUUGAUCGGGAGCACAUCAGCUUGCCAACACAGCACAAUGAGCUGAUUCAAGAGGUUUGUAAAGCCAACUCCAAUGUCAUCGUUGUUCUAUACAAUGGUGGACCAGUUACAAUGCCUUGGAAGGACAAAGUGAAGGGAAUUGUGGAGUGUUAUUUGCCGGGACAAGCUGGGGCUAGAGCUCUUGUGGAAAUUUUGUUUGGGAUGGCCUCACCAAGUGGAAAGCUUGCAGAAUCAUUUCCCUUGAGCCUGAACGAUGUCCCCUCCAAUCGUUAUUUCCCUGGGAGCUCCCACACUGUGGAGUAUCGAGAGGGGCUCAAUGUCGGCUACAGAUACUAUGACACUGCCAGAGUGCCGGUGCUAUUUCCUUUUGGACAUGGUAUUUCCUACACAACAUUUGCCUAUGAAAACUGCACUUGCAGGGUCAUUGGCCAGCAACAAGAAGAGAAGUGUGGCACUUUGCCACUGGUUCAGGUUGAAUGUACAGUUGUCAACAACGGCUCCAAACCUGGUUCUGAGAUUAUCCAGCUGUAUGUCCACCACAACAAUACCUCUACACAGAAUAGGGUGUACCACCCUGAUCAACAGCUCCAGGAUUUUGCGAAAACAGAGGUUCUUGGGCCUGGGCAGACCGAGCAGGUAACCUUCUUAUUGACAGCAGAUGCCUUUUCUUUCUUUGACACAGGGACGUUGAAAUUUGUGAUGGAAGAGGGUGCAACCUAUGAGAUUCGUCUUGGAUCAUCCAGUAGAGACAUUCGUUGGACAGGGACAAUCGAGAGUGCAGACAUUGCAGGUAACUCAACAAACAGUUCCGUCAACAUUGUCGACCCUUCGAAUGAUGCAACAACAUGCCAUCCACCUCUGAAAGACAAAGGCUCCCUAGCAAGUCCACUGGUUGUUGACGAUGCGACAUUUCAUGACAUGCUCGGUACUUCGCCAUCUGAGCUGAUGCAUUUGUCUGCCCAAUCGUUGUUGCAGCAGCAUGUGCCAGGUCGUGCGUCCCCACAGGUUGAAUCUGUUCAAGGUAUGGAUCCCAACUUGCAGGUGUUACCGCACGACAUUCAUGUCAUCCAUCCAAAUUCCUUCCUUUCAGAGGUUGAGAAGAAUGGCUAUUUAGGCAAGCUUUUUGUGACAAUCAUCAUGAAGGCAGCUGAAACUCAACUGGAAGACCCCAAUGACAUGAAUCAACGGAAGGUGGUCCAAGAGGUGGUGAUGAACACACCCCUUCGGUGCAUUGCAACCUUUAGCCAAGGGAACAUGUCCUUUGGCGCGCUUGAUUUGUGGAUAUCACUCUUCAAUGGACACUAUCGUACCUUCAUCUAUGGUUUCUUUUCCAGCUUUUCCAGGAAAUGA